UUUUCCUGGGGUCAAUAUCAGUGACUUACAAGUUAAGAUAUAGUAUCAAAUAUUACAACUACAUCUCUAACAAUUGUUUCUCGGAUAUUUUCAGGAUAUGAGAGGUAGAAGAGGAGGUCAACGGCUAAAACCAACUUGCUGAAAAUAUAUUUUUGUUUCUGCGGAGAUAACGUAGUUGGUUUCCGCGUGCUGGAAGAAGACAGAUAACUUCUUCUAGAGAGAGAGAGAGAGAGAGAGACAAAAACCCUAAAGGAUUUGCACGGAGAAGACGAGGAAAACAAAAUUGAAAGACCAAAAUUUACCACUGAUUAAGAAAGAAAAAAAAUGUCGUUCCGUAGCAUAGUUCGCGAUGUGAGAGACAGUAUAGGAAGUCUAUCGAGGCGUAGUUUCGACUUCAAGUUAAGCAGCCAGGUCAAAGAAGGUGGGAAAUCUCGUGGCUCGGUUCAAGAUUGUCACGAGGAACAACCCUUAGUAUUGAUUCAAGAAACCCCGUGGGCGAAUCUGCCUCCUGAGCUGCUGCGUGAUGUGAUCAAAAGGCUUGAAGAGAGCGAAAGCGUGUGGCCUGCUCGCAAACAUGUUGUCGCCUGUGCUUCUGUCUGCAGGUCAUGGAGAGAUGUGUGCAAAGAGAUUGUUCAAAGUCCAGAGCUCUCUGGCAAAAUCACAUUCCCUGUUUCACUUAAACAGCCGGGACCAAGAGAUGCAACAAUGCAAUGCUUUAUCAAAAGGGAUAAAUCAAACCUGACUUACCAUUUAUACCUUUGUCUCAGUCCUGCUUUGUUGGUUGAAAAUGGAAAGUUUCUUCUUUCCGCAAAACGCAUAAGAAGAACUACAUACACCGAGUAUGUGAUCUCAAUGCACGCCGACACCAUUUCGAGAUCAAGCAACACGUACAUUGGCAAGAUUAGGUCUAAUUUUCUUGGAACAAAGUUCAUAAUAUACGACACACAACCACCAUACAACAACAAAGCCUCUCAGGCGUCUCAACCGGUAGGACUUAGCCGGAGGUUUUACUCAAAGAGAGUCUCUCCAAAAGUCCCGAGCGGUAGCUACAAGAUCGCGCAGGUUUCUUACGAGCUAAACGUUCUUGGUACACGCGGUCCAAGGAGAAUGCACUGCGCAAUGCAAUCGAUUCCUGCUUCUUCUCUUGCUGAAGGCGGAACCGUGCCUGGCCAACCUGAGAUCAUCGUGCCACGCUCUUUUCUCGACGAAUCGUUCCGUAGCAUUACUACAUCCACCUCGUCGAGAAAAUUCACGAGCGAUUACUCAACUGAGUUUAGCAGCGCCCGGUUUUCCGACAUUCUUGGCCCUUUAGGAGAGGACGAAGAAGGAGAAGGGAAAGAGAGUGUUUCUCCACCGCUUGUGCUGAAAAACAAGCCACCAAGGUGGCACGAACAGCUUCAAUGCUGGUGUUUAAACUUCAGGGGACGUGUCACCGUCGCAUCGGUUAAGAACUUUCAGCUGAUUGCAGCAAACCAGCCUCCGACUCAGACUCAGACUCAGCCGUCGGGGCAGACUCAGAGUGAUGGACCGGACAAGAUCAUAUUGCAGUUUGGGAAAGUGGGAAAAGACAUGUUCACUAUGGAUUUCCGGUAUCCGCUCUCUGCGUUUCAGGCUUUCGCUAUCUGUUUGAGCAGUUUCGACACGAAACUCGCCUGCGAAUGAUAAAGGCCUAAGAAGAGCUUUGUAUGUAAUGUUACUUUCACAUAUGUGUUUUUUAUGCUUCAGGAGAUUCUUGUUUCCUAGGUGUUUUUUAUUUUCACCGUAGAAUCUCAGAAUUAGAUUUGUUUCAAGUUUCCAUCUCAUCAUUUAUUCUGAUCUGGUUAUGUUGUUUAUUA
Molecule: messenger RNA, 1835 nt
Organism: Eutrema salsugineum
Lineage: Eukaryota; Viridiplantae; Streptophyta; Magnoliopsida; Brassicales; Brassicaceae
Product: tubby-like F-box protein 1
Exons: 6
Coding region: 325-1662 (445 amino acids)
Molecular function (GO): protein binding
Source: RefSeq, a predicted model, not a curated record